GUAUUGCGAUACUUUAUUUUAUAAAAGCUUAUGUUUCUUGUGAAAGUGCUAAUUACAUUUGAUCUGAGUCUUUAAGGAUCCAAAAUGAAUUUUCUACACAUAUCUGUAGCUUUGGUUUUAAUCUCCACGCAAACUGUGUUUACAAGAUGUCACAAGCGAAUGGCCAACCAGAACGCAGUUGCAGCCGCUUUACAGAAUAUACUCGGACCGCAAAUUCGCGAGAACGCAAUGCCAAUGUCUCGUAUGCCAACCCAAUGGCAGCAGGACGUCGCGGCCGCAAUGCCGUACCGAGCAAUGUCGCGUGAAAUAAGCAUGCCUAACAUGAGGCUCGUGGAACCGAAAUGUCCGUGCCAAAUGGGAGGAACAUACCCGAUACGGACAGAAUUUAUUAAUGCUUUAGAUAACAUGGUUGGUUUGCCAAUGCCUCCAAUGCCAAUUUACUCUCAACCUACUCCAGAGAUCUUUACAGCACCAAUUCCGUAUCCUGUUUCAUCACCAGUUCAGAAUAAACCUGGUUGCGGUUGUUCGUGUUCCGCAUCAGCGCCAUUAGUUAGCCCUUUCCUUCCAUCGGCAUCACCAGUUUCAGCCUGGGCACCACCUACAUCCAAUCUGCUCCCACCAGUCAUACCGAGCCAGGUCAGAUCUCAUUUCUUGCGAAAAAUACCCAUUCCACCACCGACGUUAUAAAAAUUAGACGCUAGUUAUUUAUUGGUUAUUUAAUAAAUUAUUAUUUAUGA
Vanessa atalanta (red admiral) is the source of this 737-nucleotide messenger RNA. RefSeq lists its product as uncharacterized. The record is from RefSeq and is a predicted model, not a curated record. The coding region runs from base 85 to 687 and encodes 200 amino acids. Lineage: Eukaryota; Metazoa; Arthropoda; Insecta; Lepidoptera; Nymphalidae. The transcript has 2 exons.